Amphibalanus amphitrite is the source of this 2220-nucleotide messenger RNA. RefSeq names its product terminal nucleotidyltransferase 4B-like. The transcript has 10 exons. Gene Ontology annotation, biological process: RNA 3'-end processing. Gene Ontology annotation, cellular component: TRAMP complex; nucleolus. The record is from RefSeq and is a predicted model, not a curated record. Gene Ontology annotation, molecular function: poly(A) RNA polymerase activity; mRNA binding. Lineage: Eukaryota; Metazoa; Arthropoda; Thecostraca; Balanomorpha; Balanidae. The coding region runs from base 111 to 1730 and encodes 539 amino acids.
CUGUCUAAGUUAUGCAAACAACACUUGGAGCACGUGGUUUGGGUUGUUGAUUACCAAGCCACAAUCAGCGGCUGCAGGCACUCUGUGAGCUGGCCAGUCACACUGCAGAGAUGCAUCACUCGCCAGCGGCCUCGCACAUCCAGCAGAACUUUAUCCGCCUGAGCGGCCCCCCGGACGGCGGCUGGCGCCAGCGGCCGGGGGGCGGGCCGGCCGGCCGCGGUCGCCGUGGGGCGCCCGGCGGUCACCCGUACCUGCCACGGCGGUCGGCCGACCGGUGGGGUCGGAACCAGCGGGCUGACGACACCUGGGAUCGGCCCGGCUCGCUAUCCGCGUCACUGAGCGAGUCUGAGACGCCGCCCGGCCGGCCCUGGAUACGGCCGGACAGGAGAUACAGCCGCGGCGUCGUCGGGCUACAUGAGGAGAUCGAGGACUUUUUCCAGCACAUAUCGCCGACGGUGGACGAGCACCACAUGCGAACCACUGUCUUCGAAAACAUCAAAAACGUCAUACACGACCUCUGGAAGGAGGCACGGGUGUUCAUCUUCGGCAGUUUCGAAACCGGUCUCUACCUCCCCACCAGUGACAUUGACGUGGUUGUGAUCGGCAAAUGGCGAGGCUCGCCGCUCGAGAUGCUAAAGGACGCCCUCGUCAGCAAGGGGAUCUGCAGCCUGGACUCUGUCAAAGUGCUGGACAAGGCAACAGUGCCCAUCAUCAAGCUGACGGAUCGCCGCUCACAGAUCAAGGUGGAUAUCAGCUUCAACAUGACCAACGGCCUGGUGUCUGCCAACCGGAUCAAACAGCUGGUGGCAGAGUUCCCGCACAUGUCGCGCCUGGUGAUGGUGCUCAAACAGUUCCUGCUGCAGCGAGAGCUGAACGAGGUGUUUACCGGCGGCGUCAGCUCGUACGCCGUCAUCCUGAUGGUGGUCAGCUUCCUGCAGACGCACGAGCGGCCCCUGGGGGCGUUUCCUGGCUGUAACCUGGGCGUUCUGCUCAUCGAGUUUUUCGAGCUGUACGGUGUCAAGUUCAACUAUCACGACACCUGCAUCCGAGUGCGCGAGGGCGGGUACGCACCCCGCAGCGAGGUGGAGGAUCAGUUCAUCGGCCAGUCGGCUCACAGCUCGCCGCUCUGUAUAGAGGACCCGCACAACCCGUCCAACGACAUCGGCCGCUCCUCUUACCACGUGAUGAAGGUCAAGGAGGCGUUCCGCUACGCCUACCACCGACUGCGUUUUGCCGUCCUGGGCAGGGACAGCGACCCGAACCGGGCCAGCAUCCUGGGCCGUGUGGUUACCGUACCGGAUGAGGUGGGCGCCUACCGCCGCUGGGUAGCUGUCAAAUUCCCCUCCCCGGACCCGCCCGGACGGGAGCCCACCCCGGAGCCGGAGCCGGAGUCGGAACCGGAGGAGCUGUCGGACGACCAGUCUGAGCCCACCACUCACCUGAACGGCCGGACAGCCGACCCGGCAGCCGACAUAGAUCCUCCCUUCACUCCCAACGGAAAGGCGCUGGCCAACAAGGCUUGGUGGACACCCGCCUGCGCUGAGGCCGUCAAAGCCAGGGGGAAGGCCAAGAAGGCGUUCAGGCGAUACGGGACCCCUGAAGCCACGGCGGUGUUCAAAAGGGCGCGUAUGCACGCCAAACGCGUGCUAAAGGAGGCGAAGGAAGCUUUCGGCGGCGCGUCUAGCAUCAAAAAGGUGGCCGACGGGGAACGGAUCACCCCCACGCGGUGACCCGAGGAUCGACUAGGCGCCAUCUGUGCUUCGUGACGUGACCUGGUGGCAAUGGUAGCGGCACCUGUGCUCCGUGACUAGCGACACUAGCGGAAUCUGUGCGCUCCUCGCAGUGACUGUAAUGUGUCACACUGCCGUGACUAUAAUGUGUCCUGUCGUGGCAAUUGGGGAAGAGAUAGGUGUCCUCUGGCGAGUUGAUGGCUACUUCUCAGGACUUGUGAACACUCGUGCCUUCCGAUGCUGACCAGUGUUCGUCAUGUUGCAGAUAUUUAUGUCGUGUGUCUCCAGUGUUUAUGCCGUACCAGUGUCUGUUUUUGUCUGAUGAAAUUUGACAUGCAUCUCGUCCGAUGUCUAGGGUUAUGUCUGUCUUAUCAUUGAUAAGAGUAUGUGACAUUGGACUGACAUGGACGAAAGGUCUGAGCGCUUACGAGGUGGGAUUGACAUGAAGUGUGUUGUUGACGUCAACGCAAUAUAUAAAACAAUGCUGAGA